UUUUCAAACAUACCUACAUACAUAAAAACUAUCCCGCAUUACCGAAAAACUAAACAAAACAACAAAAGUCAGCAUACAUAUUUCCAUAACGACACUUUUGCGCGCACAAACCUGCCCGUGUGCAAGAUCAUACGUGCCUACCCCCAACAGCGCUAAUCACCAGCACCCACCCACCCACUCUGAUUGCUGCGCAGCGCAACGUCGUCGUUUAGCGUCGUGUGAGUACGUGUGUGUGUGUGUGUGUGCAGCAGGUGGGUGCGCAUCGCGCACAAACAGCAUAACAGCAAGCACAACAAAAACAGCAACAUUUGACACAACGAAAAAUAAAGCGCGAAAAAACUUCAAAGUGCAACGAAAACAAUUUUUAAAAAGACAACCAAAGCCAAAAACAUACAAAAAGCAAAAAACUCUCAGCCGCAAAAGGGCAAAAAGUAAAACAAACAAAAAAUAUUAAAUCACAAAAAUAAAAUUAUGGCUGUUGUCUUUUAUAUGCCCGAGGCGGGUGCCGAUGACUCUGCAUCGAGUGGUGGUCACGGCAGUGCGGGCAGCGGCAGCGCCGCCUCAUCGACAUCACAAUCGCCAAAUACGACCACAUCGGCCACACAAACGCCCAUGCAGAGUCCGCUGUUGACGAGUCCGCACAUUGUGAUGGCCCUCUGCGAGGCGGUCUAUCAAUCAUGGAACACUCAACGGAUGUUAAUCAAGCAUCACAUUUGCGUCCAAUGCAGAGGUAUUGAAAAAUGUAUGUCGCAGAGAAAUUCAGAACUUUUACCAUAUACGCCAGCCUUCCAAUAUCCACCACCAGCCAGUCCAUGCUGCCAUGUGCACAGCCCCUCGCCAUUUACCACAGGCAGUGUCGGCGGCGGCGGCGGCGGCGGUGGCGAAGUAUUCUUUCCACACAACCGCAGCACACCACGCACCCCACGCACCAGUGUUAGUUUCGCGGCCGGUGAGGAAACCACAUUCUUCCGCCAUCACAAUGUCAGUGGCGGUUGCAGUAGCAGCGCCCCACACCUGCAGCCACCACAAUCGGCACCACCAAUGCCACCCAGUAGUCAUGCCGGUGCGCAUAGUCAAACAGCGCCACAACAAUACCAGCAAUAUUCAUAUCCACACUAUCAGUAUACACCACCACCGACACCGCUCACAGCCAAUGCCAGCACCAGCACAAGCACCUGCACCGGCACCGGCAAUAUGUUCGGUUCAACGGAGGCGACAACGCAUCAGCGCACUUGUGUAGCGUCGACGUCAACAUCGACGCCGUCCUGUAGUUCGAAGGGACAUGCGCGAUUGCAUCGCAGCUUCUCAGAUGCACAGAAGCGCUCGCGUCGCACAUCAACCGCAAAUGAUGAUGAACGCGAGUGUCAUAGUGAGCAUGAAACCAGCUGGGAUGAGUUCGAUGAUCGUUAUGAAAAUUUUACAGCAGGCCGUGAACGUUUACAGGAAUUCAAUGGGCGAAUACCGCCGCGUAAGAAGAAAAAGGAUGUGCCAAAAUCGAAGUCAGAAAAGAAGCAAUUCAAAUCCUUCAUCUGGCCAACUGUCGUCACAGUAAUCGUUGUAGCAAUGGGUUGUGGCUUCCUUGUGGCGCGAUGAGUGCCCAAAAUGUGAAGCAGCCGCAGCAUCAGCGUCAGCCGCAAUACUUACUUACAAUUAGAAUGAAAAAGCAGCAGAAAAGCAAUGCAUACAAAAAUAAUUAUUUACACUGAAAAAAUAAAAAACAAUAUAUAAACAAAAUUGCGAAAGGAAACAAAAACCAUGAAUAAAAAGUGGCUAAACAACAACAAACACGUGAAAUGUAUGUUUUGAAUGCAAAGAAGGAGUCGAAAAAUAAAUUUUUGAGGUGAAAGAACCUACACGACAAAUGCGGAAUGUGAAAUUUUGAACGUUCGCAGCGCGUGGAAUGAGGCGACUUAUACGCCGCGCAAAAGUGAGAACAACCGGAGAGCCGAAACAAAAAGAGAAGCAAAUGUGUGAUUGAAGAAAGAAUACAGUUUUGAAGAAUGAAACUUUUUUGAAUGAAAUGCGUCGAUCGAUAAGGC
This is a messenger RNA of Rhagoletis pomonella (apple maggot), 2039 nucleotides long. RefSeq names its product cell death protein hid-like. Lineage: Eukaryota; Metazoa; Arthropoda; Insecta; Diptera; Tephritidae. The record is from RefSeq and is a predicted model, not a curated record. Bases 472 to 1593 code for a protein of 373 amino acids. The transcript has 5 exons.